AUGGCACAACCGAUCGCACAAAAGCUGCUUGUAGUGGGUGGCUCAGGAUUCCUUGGCAUGAACAUUUGUAAGAUUGCUGCCAACAAGGGUUGGGAAACUGUCAGUUUGAGUAAAAGAGGAGAGCCUACAAUGUUCAAUGAGUAUGGAAAACCAGAAUGGGCUCAGAAGGUGCAAUGGGCUUCUGGCAACUCACUUCAGCCAGAAACCUAUAAAGACCUGUUAAAGGAUGUCACUGCAGUUGUGCAUUCAGUCGGUAUCCUCAUGGAGAAUGAUUACAAAUCUAUUGCUCAAGCAAAAUCGUUGUGUGAAGCCGCCAGUGGUGUGCCUCGUUUACUGUUGGGCAUGAAAGAUCAUGGCAAUCCUCUUGAUCCCAACUUAAAAGACAACCCCAGACCCACUUACGAGAUGAUGAACAGAGAUACAGUCAAAACAGUAGCUGAUCAAGUCUCUCAAGUGCCCACCAUGCGCUCAUUUGUUUACAUUUCUGCUUCAGAUGUGUUUCCCUUUAUUGAUCCUCGUUACAUUACAACCAAGAGAGAAGCUGAACGCUACUUGUUUCAACAAGACGAUAAAUUCAAGACGGUGGUACUUCGUCCUGGCUUCAUGUACAAUGUGACAAGACCCAGUGCUGUCCCAAUUGCUGGUGCCCUUCAAUUUGCCAAUGCAGUGACAAGUCCAUUCAAGAAUGGCAUUGCUAGUUUACCUGGUGGAAAAAUCAUCACUACACCACCAUUGCAAACGGAACAAGUGGCAAGAGCUGUCAUUGCAGGCAUUGAAUCGAAACAGAGUGGUAUUUUUGAUGUAGAAGGCAUUGAGAAACUGAGUCAUGUAUCCAUAUAA
Mucor velutinosus is the source of this 840-nucleotide messenger RNA. RefSeq lists its product as uncharacterized. The record is from RefSeq and is a predicted model, not a curated record. The coding region runs from base 1 to 840 and encodes 279 amino acids. Gene Ontology annotation, cellular component: mitochondrion. The transcript has 6 exons. Gene Ontology annotation, molecular function: protein-containing complex binding. Lineage: Eukaryota; Fungi; Mucoromycota; Mucoromycetes; Mucorales; Mucoraceae.